CAAACCCAAACGACUAUUAGAAAGAAGAGGAAUCAAAUCCUUAGGAUAUCGCAAAGAUGAACCUGGUCAUUUUGGCAAAAUAGGGUUACUAAUCCAGAAACCAUUGUUGUCAAGGAUUUCAAAAGAAUCUUAAGUCAGUUGAGAACAAUAUUGUGGAUUUCCUGGAACCAUAUUUGAGCCUUGGACAAUGUGGAUAUGCCCUAACCUGUUCCCUGAUGGAGAUUGAUGAUGCAAUGUGGAUUAUUGGGUGAUUUGGCUGCCUCCUUCUAUCUUCAAGGCACUUAAACGGUUACUCUACAAAACAGAUUAGUAUGGUUUGUCGAGGUCUUCUUCUUGUUCAUGCCAUACACAACUUAAAGUCUUCGAAAAGGAAUUUCAAGUCAAUACAGGAUGGCCAAAGAAUCGAACAAUGUGAUGCUUGGUGCAAGUUCAAUCAUGAUUUGCCUUCUUACCAUUGGUUUGCUUUAUGCUGCAUUGACCAUAAACCCCUUUGAGACAUGGAAGCACAAGGUAUCCAAUUUGGAUGGUAAGAGCGUUGGAGGGGAAGAACCUCUGCGAUUUCUCUUCAGAAGACUGGUUAGAGGAAAAGAUCAAGUUCAGCUCGAUACCACUGGGUUGUCUUGCCACUCUGACCUUCACUUUGAACUGUGUUUGACUAAUAAACCAGUCAUAAUUGACAAGAAUGCAUCAACAGUUUAUAUACCUUCCAAAGAAGCCAAAUCUGAAUACAAGGUUAAGCCAUAUGCAAGAAAAGAGGAUGAGACUGCAAUGAAGAUCGUCACACCAGUACGAAUACUACAUGGUAACAUUACACCACCAGCCUGCGAUUUUAUUCACAGAGUUCCAGCAGUGAUCUUCUCCUCAGGUGGCUUCACAGGAAACCUAUUUCAUGAGUUUAAUGAGAUCAUCAUCCCCUUGUUCCUCACCUGCCACCACUUUCGAUCCCGCAUUCAAUUUGUUAUAACUGACUUUAAGCCUUGGUGGGUGGAAAAGUACAGUCGAGUUCUAUCCCAUUUGUCCAGUCAUGAUGUUAUAAAUCCGGUUGAGAAUGGUAGUGUUCACUGCUUUCCUGGAGCUGUCAUGGGGCUGAUAUAUCAUGAAAACUUGGCUCUAAAUUAUACAGAAAUUCCAGGAGGGUACUCUAUGCUUGAUUUCAAGCAAUUCCUUAGAGAGUCAUUUAUGCUGAAAAUGAAGCAUGUCUCGGAGAUGAAAAGGCAAAGGCCGAUGCUAAUGCAUCUAUCUCGUAGCGAAACAAGGAAGUUUCUGAAUGAAGAUAAAAUAGUGGAAAUGAUGGAAGCAUUAGGCUUUCAAGUCAUUGUGGCAACGCCCAAUCAGACAUCAAAUUUGGACACAUUUUCCGGCUUGGUGAACUCAUGCAGUGUCAUUGUUGGAGCUCAUGGUGCUGGCCUUACAAAUGCAGUGUUCUUGCCAACCAAGGCAGUGAUGGUGCAAGUGGUGCCUCUGGGGUUAGAUUGGGCUUCGGCUGCCUAUUAUGGAGAAACGGUAGGUACUGGAAUGGGGUUGGAAUACUUGGAGUACAAAAUUAAAGCAGAGGAAAGUUCCCUCUUUGAUGUCUAUGGUCCUGAUCACCCAGUCAUUACUGAUCCCGAGUCUAUAUUCGCGAAGGGCUAUGAGGCUGCCAGGGCUGUUUAUGUUGAUGGCCAGAAUCUCAAGAUUAACUUGGUCAGGUUCAGGAAAACCCUUGUUGAAGCCAUGAAACUUCUAGGACACUCUACUUCCGAAAAUUGAAGAACCAUGUAGGAUAUUUUAGGAUUGUAGUUAUUCUUCAUGUGUCAAAUGUCACUAGCAAUUUAGUAUCACUUGCUUCCUGCUCUUGAAAACGAAAUAUACAGGCAUCAACUAGUUGGAAAUGUAUCUUUAUUGAAUGAGCACUUUGCAUUUUAUAUUUUAGGUGAAAACCCUAACAAUAAAAUGAAGAGA
Rosa rugosa (rugosa rose) is the source of this 1941-nucleotide messenger RNA. Its product is annotated as alpha-1,3-arabinosyltransferase XAT3-like. The record is from RefSeq and is a predicted model, not a curated record. The transcript has 4 exons. Gene Ontology annotation, molecular function: glycosyltransferase activity. The coding region runs from base 391 to 1749 and encodes 452 amino acids. Lineage: Eukaryota; Viridiplantae; Streptophyta; Magnoliopsida; Rosales; Rosaceae.